Molecule: messenger RNA, 932 nt
Organism: Helicoverpa zea (corn earworm)
Lineage: Eukaryota; Metazoa; Arthropoda; Insecta; Lepidoptera; Noctuidae
Exons: 3
Coding region: 14-553 (179 amino acids)
Source: RefSeq, a predicted model, not a curated record
CUCGCUCCGCACGAUGCUCGCCACACGCUCGCUCCCGCUCCUGGCGCUCCUGGCGCUACUAGCCGCCGCCGCCGCCGCGCCGCGCGCCUCGCGCCUGCGCCGACAGCUGCCCGCCGACGACGUGCUGCAGCCGCUCGAGACUGGCAGUACGUGGCGGCGCCGAGCGGGGGCGCGGGGGGCGCGGGGGACGCGGGGGCAGCUCUCCCCAUCGUCGUGGCCGCUCUCCCGCUCGAGCCGCACUGGCAGCCCAGCGAGCCCGCGCCCGCGCCGCCAAGCCACCGACGACAUCCCCGUGUUCGACCGCAACAAGGUCAGCCUGGACCUGCCGGGCAGCCUGUUUGGCCCGUCCGUGUCGCUGCUCAUCCGCACUACUAAGAUCAUCGGAGACGUCAUCCAGAACUCGGCGGUGCGCUACCAGACCUUCCUGCGCCUGUUCCGGCCGCUGUUCCGCGGGCCCUUCGAGAUCAAAGGCCUGGACCCGGCCACCACCACCACCACCACCACCACGCCACGCGCGCCGCCCGCCGCCGACAACGAGGUGCGCCGGCGCUGACGUCGCUCCUGCAGCUCACUGCGCCAGCGCUCUGCGACGCACUUCACAUUGUCCGACUGCAACUUUUGCUCAAAUAAAUAUUUCUCUUACUUACUUAAGUUAGUAUUUAAUCCUGGUAGACGUAUCCGCGCAUGCGCGAGUGCUCGGAGCCGAACUAUUCCCGAUAAGACUGCUGUAGGUUAAUAAAAUAAAGAGUUUAGUUCAGUAGAAUCAGAUCGUCACAAAGGUUGGGUUCAGUAGCAGUAUUAUUCGUUACUUAGACGCAUGCGCAUCGCCGGUGUGGGCGGCUCCCCUCAAUUCGAUCGUUCUGUACAUUAAAUAAAGUCACCGCUGGAGAUGUCAGACGAGAUUUAUAAAUAUAUUACGAUUAUAAGUUGAA